AUGCAACACUCCCAGAGGCUGGACCAGAGACUCCACAUGCUCAGGAAGGAGGUCAGGAUCAUGGUUAGUGUUCUUCGCUUUUGAACGCAGCAGUAGGCGUAGAGGCACAACAUGAAGAGUGCGAUGCGUGUGUGUGAGUCUUGAAGAGUGACAGUAAUCUGACAGUUUUUAAUUGUAACAAAGUAGAUCUGGACAGAAAAAUAAGUUUUGUUUGCAAAAGGGGGGACAAAUGAAUAGAUAAGAAACCAAAACUUAAUCUAUUUAAGUUCUUGUUAUAUUAUGUGUGUGAUGUGUGUCUGUUGGGGUCUGUCUGUGAGUUUGUGUCCUGUCUUGCUCCCCACUCUCAUCACUUUAUCUCUUCCUACUUGCAUCUCCUUAUAUGAAUUGUCAUUUAUUUAGCAUUUAGCACCAAAUCAAGACAGCAAUUUCAUUGGCUUCAUUUCCUUUUUAAAUGUAUUUAUCUCCAUUGCCCUUCAUAUUUAAAAGAACUCUUAAUUCAAUACAACUCCCCAUACUCACUUGUUGGCAAGUUGGCAAAAGAUCAUGACAGUAUAAAGCCCCAUCAGAUUGGAAUAACCUACCUCUUUCUUUGCGUUCUAUUACUUCUUUUUAUCACUUCAGAAUGGCACUAUACUCUCAUCUCAGAACAAAUUGCUCAUGUUUCUGAUUUAUUUUCUUUACUUUUUUUGCAUUUAUGUUCACAUUAUUUUUUCUUGUUAAUAAGUUUUGUCUACUUUCUAUGUUAGGCGUAUGUUGGUUGGGGUUGUGUGUGGGAGUGGGGUGAGCAAAAUGUCUGUAUUUGUUAUAUGUUAUGUAUGUUAAUGUAUUGUAAUGUGUCCUGAGUUCUAUGUAUGUAUGUUUGUUUAGGGACCCCCUUGAAAAUGAGACGCUACAUCUCAAGGGGAUAUCCUUCAAUAAAUUCAAAUUCAAACUACAUUUUUUUACUCAAAUAAAAAUUGAUCUUUAUGUAGUGAAUCAAUUUAAAAUUGUCCUUUGCAUGCAUGAAGAAAUUAUUCUUCUUAAAAAAGACUAGCACUGUUUGUAAUUCUCUUAUGUCAUUGUAUAAUUUUGAAAAUACACCAUAUUAAUUCACUUUUUUUCCAACUUGACUGACAGUAUGACCUCAGCUUGGCAAAAAAAUGGCUGCCUCAUUCAUUCAAUGCCUCAAUUCAACAUCAAUUUUUUAAAGUUUCAAUAUAUGGGACUUUUUGGGGUGUUACUUUUCAAGCUUUUAAGUUGUUAUUCUUGACUUUCAAAAAAAAAAAAAAGUGAUUUGUUUGCUCCUGAGCAGGAGAUGAAUCAUAGUAAACAGUAGGAGAGCAACACACAAACUUAGACCUAAUCUAAAGGGCAUUAAGGAGACCUCUUAGGUACUGUAGUGGAAGUAGUUUUAAAGAAAGACUUUAUUAUCAGGUAUCACCAGGAAAACUAGUUUUCUUUGUGAAUUUUAUAUUUCCUCUCUGUUAAAAUCUUUCUUUCUCUUUUGUUCAGGCUCAGGACAAAGAGCAUGGGGACCAGAUUUGGAUGGAGCGACUGCAGCGCUGUCAGAGGCAGCUAAAGGCCAAAGACGAUGAGAUGAGUCGCCAGUCUCAGUACUUUGAGAAUUUUAAAACCCAACUCCAGCAGAAGCUCAGCCUGGCCCGCGACAAAGAGCAGAGCCUGCAGAACCGGAUCUACACUUUAGAAAAGCAGCUGUUGGACAUGACUGUAAGUGCUGCCACUGGUAUGACCAUGAUCAGUGCUGUCAGGAUCACUGCAGGGACUGUGACACGCUGGGAAGAACAGCAGAGGCUACCUCCCAUGAGAGGAGAGGGUGAAGGAGAGGAGGAGAGAAAGGAGGAGAAGAGGAAACAAUGGCAGCCAAGUGAGAGUAUGAUGGAGAAAAAUAAGCAAGAAAAUCAGAAUUCAAAUGAGGCCAGACUGCAAGGUUUCAUCCUGAGUCUGCAGGAGGAUCUCCAGGUGCUGCUGGAGCGAGAGGAGGAGGGGCUGACACAGAGGAGGGAGCUGAUGGAGCAGCUCCAGGAGGCUCAGGAGAGUAGCCACCUCUUGGGCUGCAAGGUGGAGGAGAUGAAACUAGAGGUGGACCUGCUGAAGCAGUCUGAACGCUCCUUGUUGGAGAAGGUACAGGAAGUAAGAGAGGAGAAUCACAGGCUCCAGCAGAUCAUUAAAGAUCCUGCUAGUCAAACAUCUGAGGUCCCUGAGUCCACAACUAUCGAUCCUGGAACCAGGUCUCCCUUUUCUACUACAACUGUUUGUCCUGUGCCCUCCAACGCUCACUCUUACACCACAGCCACAGGACAUACCUCAGAGUCUAGCCUUGGAGAGGUGUGUAAAACAUCCUUAUCAACCUAAGACCUUAUUAUCUCAUUCUCUUAAAUGUGUCAAGAAAUAUGGUGUACAUGAAGACAGCCUUUUUGUUGCCCUGGUUUUUGGCCACCCUGGUUUUUAUCAUAGAAUAAAAUCCAAUAUCAUCUACUUUUCUGAAACUCAGGACACAGAGAUAACAGCAUCAAGUUGUUCUAAGGUUAAAUGAAAACCCUGUCAGGACAGGAUAGCUCCAAAAUGUAGGUCACAAAUAUACAUGGUUCACAGAGAAAGUCAAAACUGUCCACACAAUAAUAGACACUUUUUUGUCUGAAGAUUAUCAAUUAAUUUUCUCAGUGUGACUGCUGCGGUAUCCCAGAAGUACUAUUAAUAAUAAGCAGUAUUUAUUUUGGUAAUUUUGUAUGCAUUGAAAUUCUCAGGAAUAGGUUCAAGAGAAAUAUGAGCUCUUAGAAACAAAUCCUUUAAUUUAAGACAAUUUUGGUUUGAUAGGAUUAGUAAAGCUAGUAAUUUUCCAUGAAUUGUUUUGAACAUUCCUUAGCUGGACCAAAUAUGUUCGGUUAAGUCUGAGCCCAAUAAUUAAGUGAUUCAGUGUUAUUAUUGGCUUAAUGCCGUCAUGGUAUUUCAUUGGAAGGUAUUAAUCAUAAAAAGGAUAAAAGCUCCUGAAGGGAAAAAAAAAAAUCUGUUGCCAGUAUUGCCAAUGUUACACAAUCUCCAUAUGGUCCAUGCUCUUACAAGUAAAAUUGAUCAUGAAGUAAGAGCUGAAUUUGGGAAUAUCUUUUAUGUCAUUUUUAUGUUUACAUGAAUAAUUCUCUGCUUUUUUUCCCCUUUAAAUGCUUCAACUUUGAUCUCUAUGUAGGUACAUUUAUUCUCAAACGGGGAGUCCUCUUCAUCUGCAGUCGCACCUCUUUACCACCAGGCCACGCCAGAGAGCUCACAGACCACCACAGAGGCCCCCUCUCUAUCCAAAAAAUCAAAAACUCCUCCUAAAGAGGACCCUCUGAACCUCCAUAGUCACGCUGGCUUUGAAACUGACCCUAGUUCCCAGUCCCUGUCCUUCACCAUAGAGACGCUUGAUGAGUUUAAAAUGGGGACAUGGUGCUCUGGAGGGAUCUUCAACCUGGAGGAAAGCCCCAGUGAGGAAUCUGAUGCCCUGAGGGACGCCUACAGGACUUUGGGGUUCGGAGAGAAUCUUGAAGCACUUAGAGAACAACUUGAUCGCCUGAAGGUGGCCCAGCAGCAUUCACAGGAGCAGCUGGAGGUUAUGACUCAAGAGAAUUCCCGACUGAAAUUGCAACUCUAUAAAGAUGGAGAUCUACAUGAAGCAAAAGAGUCCACAAAAGAAAAGGUACUUUAUUGAAUUUUUAUACAAGUAAAAUAUGGACUCAAAAAGAAACUUCUCCUGUGAAACUUUCUCUUCUUCUCUCUCAGAUGAAUCAGCUGUUCAUUGGUGACAGGGUUGAAAAUGACACCAUUCCUGUCCUUGCUCGAGAUGACCUUCUCCAGGCCUUGAAUCAGGAGAAUCGAGCCUUAGGAGAACGCAUCCAGGAGCUUUUGACUCACAUCGAGCAUAGAGAAGAGGAGUUCAAAAAGGAGGAAUCACAGUUAAGGGACCUUAUCUCCAAGCUAGAGGUGGACGGUGUCAGGCUGGAGCAGGAAAAUCAGGAACAAGGGAGUUUGAUUACAGAACUCACCAAGAAGACUGAGGAUGAUCUAAACACCAUCAUGGAGCUGCAGCAGAGGUUAGAGGAGAGUAAGCAGCAUACAGAGGAAUCUCAGGCUGAUCAGGCUGUGUCUGGACCCCAACAGGAGCAUGAAAAUACAGCUGCAGUGUCAGGAUGUGUUCAACUUCAAAAUGUGGUUGAAAGUACGCUUAAAGGAGGAGAAUCAUAUUUGAUGUCUUGUCAACAACCAGAUGAUGUGACGACUACUUUAGUGCCUAAAUCUCAUCAACACAAUCACUAUGAUCUGUUGCAGAACAGCCAACAAAACAGGUCAAUUAAGAGCCUCAAAACAGAAAAAGAAGAAUUACUUAGUGACAUAAACUCUCUCAGAGAGCAACAGAAGGAAGUAGCUUUGUCAGUCAAAACACAGACAGAAGUCAAACAGCAGUUAACUCGGACAGUUUGGGGACUAAAAGAGGAGAAGGACUGCAUCUCUAAAUCUUUGACUGGUGUCAGACAAGAAAAGGAGCAGCUCACCAGAACUGUCUGCGGGCUGAGAGAUGAGAGAGACCAGUUAAAAAGGUCCAUGAGUGGUCUGAAAGAGGAGAAAGAGCAGCUAACAGAGCGUUUAUCUGGUCUCAGAGCAGAAAAAGAGACUCUGACUGAAUCUGUCUCCAGUGGAAAAGGAGAAAGAGAUCAAAUCUCGCUGUCACUACAAAGUCUACAGACAGAGAGGGAGCAGUUAUAUCAGACAGUGCUUGAUUUAAGACAAGACAGAGAUGUACUAACAGCUUCUAGUGAGUAUCUAAAGGAGCAGAAAGAAUGGGAACAAUCAUCUUACAUUUUACAAGAAGACCAGGACAGGUUAAGAAAAUCAAUCAGCAGCUUAAAAGAAGAAAAAAAGUUAACUGAACAAUCAGUCAGUCGUUUGAAGGAGGAUGAAAAGCAGAUGAACCUUUUAGUUCAGGGCCUGAGAGAGGAAAGAAUUACCCUCCAAACAGAGAAGCAGCUUCUAAAGCAUCCGGACAGUCCUGGUACAACACAGAGGCAGCACACUGAGACUCUUGGUUGGACAGCAGCUACACUAAGGUGCCAGACUGAUGCCAACACAGAAAACCUUAAACAGGUACCAAGAGCUGUGUCACUGAAGCAUUAUUGUAAACUGUUGGUGUGUUUGGUGGAAUUGAAAUGUCUUGGAAGCAUUGUGUAAAACUGCCUUGGAUUUCUUUGUGCUUAUGCAACAGGAUGUCAUUGGGAAACAGGAACAGAGUGAUCUGAUGCAGGAGAUUGAAGCUUUGAGAGCAGAACUCAGGAAGUCAAGAGAUGAAGUGGACAAGAGCAAUGUAGAUGUGAGUUAACUUUUCCUUUUAAUCAAUGUUUAAUGAAAAUGAAGAUAAGCUUUAGGGAGACUUUUCUUUGUUUUAUAGUUUUUUUUUUCCAUUUCAGACUUUGUUUUUGUUUGUUGUUUGUUUCAGUCUUUGUAGACAGCAAACACCAAACAAGUCACAUUUAGAAAGUUGGGCAGGUUACAUAGAAUAAUUUCACACACUUCUUGUCUUGAGGUUUAAAUUUGUGUCAUGUUCAGGCCCGCAGGCUGCACAGUGAGCUGCAUCAGUCAGAAAACAGGAGGGAGGAGGCAGAGACGAAGGCAGCCCAAGCAGCUGCAAAGCUGAUGAGGGCGAUGGAUGCAGCCAAUCAGGUGGAGGAAAUCAGAGAGAAAAAUAACAGCCUCACAACCCAGGUAUUCAACAAGAUAAUCGAGACCAAAGUGCUAUUUUACUCCAAAAUCUUGUCUUCUCAUUUUUCUGUUGGCUUAUUUACUUCUUCUGUGGUUCAGAAAAACUCUGCAUUCACACACUAUACACAGAAAGUAUAAUAGUUAAAAUAUCUUCUGUUUAUUUUGGUAUUCCUCUUCGCUGUCACUCCUGCUGGGUUGUGUGCGAGUGAUUUGUGUUCGACCUCAUCAUUGUUUGUGUGCGCUGCAGGUAAAUGAGCUUCAGAGCAAACUGAGGGGCGUAAUCAGGGAGAAGACUGAUGCUCUGUCACUGAAGGCAGAAAUAGAAGAGCAAUAUAACAUCCUCAUGGCUCAGCUCAAAGCGAAGGUAAGAAUGACUGAAUGUCUUCCUCAUUGAACACAUGGAGAUAAGAUAAUGUUUAGUAAGAAUGAAAACUGAAUUAAAGACUUUGUGUUUGUGUCUGUGGGUUUCAAACCUUUCAGACUGUGGCUCUAGAAGAGCUAAACUUGGAGUACAUCGCUCUAAAGCAAGUGCAGGACAGCAAAGAUGAUGUGGGCACCGUUCUUGUCACUCUCAGGACACGUUACAACAACAUCAGAUCAAAGGUGGGUAAUCAGUCAGCUGUGAUCAUAAAAAAGAAGUUUUCUGUUUGUUUUAAGUUGAUAAAAUUGAAUCUGAAACUUAGUGAGUAGUUUUUUGUUUGAUUGUGUUUGCAGUAUGAUGACCUUCUAAGAAAGAGGAGCCAGCUGGAUCUGGAAAUAGCACCUCUAAAGGUGAGGAAUGACUCUGUCUUCAUCAUUUUUAUCAGAGUUGAUCCAGAGAUAGUACUUUAAGCUUGCUGUUGUCAUGUGUCACUACAAGUUGAGUCUUACUGUCAGCUGUUUUGUCCACUAACAGGCCAAGCUGUCCUGCCUGGUGUUAAAAUGUCAACAGAGAAACAGCUUGCUGGUUCAGAUGAUGAAGACCAUGAGCAGACAAGGCCAUGUGGACCCCACCCUCAUUCAGCAGGUUGAGGAGGUUCUCAGCGACACUGUUAUACAGGAUUACUCUGCUGCCUUCACUCCAGGGUGCAUGACAAAUGAGUACAGCACAGGGUUUACACCAGAAUUCAUUUCAAAUCUUCAAGACUGCGCCAGUGGAUUCACGCCUGACCAGAGCUGCUUUCCUUUAUCCCCACAUAUAAAUCAGCAAAAUGUGUUUACGCCUCAAUCUGGGGGGAUGUAUGGAGGAUUAAAAAGUUUUGAAAAAUCUGCCAAAUCCUCCAAAAAUCCUCAAGACCUCCGAAGUCAAGUCUCAUCUGCACCUACUGGAACACUGAAAAGAGACUGCAGCUCACCUGUGCAAGAGCACACCAGAGUCCCAGAGACAUCCUCACCUGUUGUUCCAGCACUGAAAGUCAGCUUGGAUACUGAUACAGCUCAGGUAAGAUGGUAAAAACAAAGUCACUUUAUCUAAUAUUGCUGGCUUUAGGUUGUUUGAUGUUAUGUCUGUGUCUGUAUGUAAUUGUUUUAUGUCUGUAACUUUGUAAAUGUGCUGCUGACUAUAUUGGUCAGGACACUCUUGCAAAUUAGAUUUUUAACCUCAGUGAGGAUUUUAUGGUUAAAUAAAGUUUCAUUUUCAUAUAUUCUGAGAUUUUGUGAAAUACCAACGCAAGAGCCUUUUAUCUUGCAUUUUUACUAGAUAGUUACUUCCUACUAUACUUUUUCAUGAGAGAUACUCUUUCAAUAAGAAAUAAAAACCCAUUUUGCAUUUGUAUUUUUUCUGGAAAUGGGUUUCAAAAACCUACUCAGAGAAGACACAGGUUCAGUAAGUAUAAGGUCUGUCAUAGAUAACCACCCAGGUGAUCAUAUGUACAUUAAAAUCAGUUUCUCUUAGAUACGGGGGAACAUUUAAUGCUAAGGUCCACCCACACAGAAUAUACUACUUAUCAUGUUGGCUUUUUAUGAAUCAUGUUAAUGCUUUUUUUCUGCAUGACUAUAGUCUACCAUGACUAGACUAUUAAAUAGGAGUUUCACCCUUUAACAUCUUGAUUGUUUUCUCCUAACAGGAAGGGAUUGUAGGUGAAUUACAAUGUUGAUAUAUUUGGCCCAGUAUUAUGCCACUACUUUUCUCAUUCACAGCUCCCUCCAUCCGCCGGUGGACUGGUCCUUGAAAACAGAGUGCCAGAGAAAGUAGGAUAUCAUCAACUGGAUAUAAGAGGAAAGUCCCCUAUAGACUCUGCUAGACUGCCUGGAUCCUCACUGAGUCCUACUCCUCUUUCCUCCAGCACACGUGUCGGUGCAAGCAGGAGGCUGAGCAGUCCUGAAAAGAUCCUUAACCUACAUGAGCAGCUGCAGAAGACUCUGCAGAGCAGCUAUCAGGUUCGCUUAUACUCUUUGAACAUUCGUACUUAAACAUAAAGAUGCUUACUCAUAACAACGUAAAUAUUUGUCUAAUUAAUGCUCUUCUCUUGUUUUUAGACUUCAGUGCACAGAGGGAGAGGGCAGCAGCCCAGGAAAUGUCUCUCAUUUUCAGCUCCAGCUGCAGACCUGAACCCAGCCUCUCCGACUGUAAAACAGAGCCUUUGUUCCAAUAAACCACAAAACAACUCCGUCCCAGUCACCUCCGCUUUGAGCCGAGCUAAGUCUGCUACAGCUGUGACCACCAUACCUGUCGCCAAGACAACACUUUAUGAUGCUAUCACCUCGAGAUCUGCCAACGUGACAUCUAGUCCCAACAUUUUUACGAACCAUCAUUUUAAACCAGACAUUUCUAAAAGUAUAACACCCUCUUCAAGCCCUCAUUUGGCUACCAUGGAAGCUAAUGAAGCCAAAUCUUCUUCAAGAAGUUGGACUAACACAACAGAGUGUCCAAAACUGACAAAGAAAAAUGCUGCCACUCCUGAUGUAUCUGAUGCCAGACAUGCAGCUUCUACUCCUUCAACUUCGAGGACCACUGGCUUUGACUGUAACAUCUCAAUCUGUUCUGACACAGAUCCCAAAACCACUGCCUCAGACACAACUGCCCUUAGCUUAUCAGCUGCCCAAGAGACCAAUUAUUUCAACACAGCCCCUAAAACUGAUGGUGCUGUCCCUGCAAAUGACAGGCCUGCUUUUACCGCCCCCUACACUCACCCUUCUCCUGAGAGAUCCAUCAAGUCUGCUGCUCUGGAAAAGACCAAGAAAGCCAGACCCAAACCAGGUAACACAUGUACGCAAUAAUUAAGAUUAUUUACGCAAAGGCAAGAACAAAGCUGCUUUAAUUCCUGGUGGAAGAGAUUGUUGUUCUAUGAAGCGUUUUAGUGCUUUUAUUGAUGUGACAAUAAAACUCUAUUUUCUGGAACUUUGUAGGAGCUCCUCACAGCUGUGGUGCACAAUAUUGCAGUUAAUAAUUGUACAAAAUUACUUUUUGGCUAUAUGCAGCUGCAGUGUGAUUAUGUGUGGUCUCUUUCUAGUCAGUCCUCCUUUUCUGUCCCUUAUGUGGUAAAUAACGUUAGAAAUUCAGACUCAAAUCUUGGCAGCUUGUUGUUGCCCAAACUAGUGCACAUGCAGCUUUAUACACUGCAAUAAACCAUUAAUUUCUUGAAUUUGGUUACAAGAACUGUUUACAGCAAGCCCUCUAAACUGUAAAAAGGUACAUUAUGAAAGUGACCUGCUGUUAACUAGUAGGUUACUGGUAUUUGAUUUUUUGCUGCCUGUACUUCAAUUUUCUUUGUCCUCUCACAUCCAGAAGCUCCAUCUGAGGUUCAAUCUGUCGAGGUCAUCAAAACAGUGGGCCAGAGCAGCCUCAUGAUUGGCUGGGAGAGGCCGACGCUUGAUGAGCUGGGCUGCAGCAAUGCCACAUUUGUGUACGGGUAUCGGGUAGGUGGACAAAACAGCAGCAGGCAGGCUGACACUUGUGCUUUUAUGUUCAAUAUUUAUGUGUCAUGUAUGAAUUGUCUCUUGUUAGGUGUUUGUCGAUGGAGACUUUCACAAAUCUGUCAUGAGCUCAGCGUGCACCAAGGUAUCAGAUUUCAGAUGUGAAUUAAUCUGUCCUCUUCAAGCCAUACUCUCAUGACUUUUCACAUAUUACAUUCAUAUUUUUUCGUUUUUCUUCAGUGUAUUCUUGAAAAUGUCAACCUGAGUCUUCCGGUCCACAUCAGCGUCCAGACACUGGGCUCCAAUGGUCUGACUUCAAACAGUGUCCACACCUUGUACAGGGCUUCAAAUGGGACAGACCACCACAGUCCUAACUAG
This is a messenger RNA of Xyrichtys novacula (pearly razorfish), 9936 nucleotides long. The record is from the annotation of a GenBank genome assembly. Lineage: Eukaryota; Metazoa; Chordata; Actinopteri; Labriformes; Labridae.